GCAGACAGCAUGUGAAGUUAUUUGAUCCCAGAACAAAAGAAACAAGGAGGAAGGAACAAUCCGAUGCUGGGAGGGAUUCACAGCGAGGGGCCCCUGACUCAGUCUGACAUCUACAAGCAAUUAAUCUCCUAAUCUUCUGACUUCUUUUCACUCACUUUUAUUUUUUAAUCAAGAUUUCUCUGCUUUUUUUCUUCAAAAUGUUUGGAAAUGUCUGAAUAAACUUGAGAUGAAAAGAGCAUCUCUUUAGCUCUUCUUAACCCGCGUUAAGGAAAAGCGUAUUCAGCGGCAGGCAGAGUCACACUUUUAAAAUUAAGAGAGUGAGAGAGACAGUGAGAAGUACAGAGAGGGGGAGUGCAGGUCCCUCUGUGCACCACGAUGCUGCGCUACCUGAUCAAGACCUUGUUGCAGAUGAAUCUGUUCACAGACACCAUCCGAAACCCUUCCAAUGGAACUGAUGUCUACUUCAACGGCUCCCUGCAAUCCUUCAACGGCUCCCUGCCAUCCUUCAACAGCUCGCUGUUCGAGUGGGGAAACUUCACCGGCUUCAACGGAUCCCGACCCAGAUUAGAGGAUGCCGCCCCUCGGAUUGUAGAGCAUCCCUCUGAUUUAAUUGUGUCCAAGGGGGAGCCAGCUACCCUCAACUGUAAGGCUGAGGGGCGUCCGACUCCGAUGGUGGAAUGGUACAAAGACGGAGAGCGGGUCGAGACUGAUCGAGAGGACCCUCGGUCCCACAGGAUGCUAUUACCCAGCGGCUCCCUCUUCUUUUUGCGAAUUGUACAUGGAAGGCGAAGCAAACCUGAUGAGGGUGUGUAUGUGUGUGUGGCGCGCAACUACUUGGGUGAAGCAGUCAGUCGCAAUGCAUCGCUGGAAGUGGCAAUUCUGAGAGAUGAUUUCCGUCAGACGCCCAGUGAUGUGGUGGUGGCAGCAGGGGAGCCGGCUGUCAUGGAGUGUAUCCCUCCCAGGGGCCAUCCGGAGCCCACCAUUUCUUGGAAGAGAAACAACAUCCGGGUCAAUGAUCGAGAUGAAAGAAUUACUAUCCGUGGAGGAAAGUUGAUGAUUUCAAACACCAGGAAAGGUGAUGCUGGCAUGUAUGUGUGCGUUGGAACCAACAUGGUUGGAGAAAAAGACAGUGAUCCUGCUGAACUAGUGGUAUUUGAGAGGCCAGUGUUCACCAAACAGCCGGUGAACCAAGUGGUGUUGGCAGACGAUACAGUGGACUUCUCCUGCGAGGUACACGGAGACCCGACUCCGACUGUCCGCUGGCGCAGAGAGGAGGGCGAGCUGCCUCGGGGCAGAUUUGAAAUCCGCAGUGAGAAUAGUCUGCGUCUGACCCAGGUGCGAGCUGAAGAUGAGGGCACCUACACCUGCGUGUCAGAGAACAGUGUCGGCAAAGCGGAGGCGUCGGCUACCCUGCAAGUACAUGUGCCUCCUCAGAUUGUGGUUCGACCGCGGGACCAGAUCACAACUCCAGGUCGUACCGUAACCUUCCUCUGUGGCACCAAAGGAAACCCUCCGCCAGCCGUCUUCUGGCAAAAAGAAGGCAGCCAGAUCUUGCUGUUCCCUGUCCAGGAGCCAUCACAGUCAGGACGAUUCACAGUGUCACUGAGUGGUGAGCUGACCAUCAAUGAUGUCCAAGUUGAAGACUCUGGCUAUUACAUCUGCCAGGCCAUCAGCGUGGCUGGAAGCAUCCUGACCAAAGCCCUGCUCGAGGUAGAAAGCGCACCUUCAGACCGGGUCCCUCCCAUCAUCCGCCAAGGACCAGCCAAUCACACAUUAGCUCCUGGAUCCAUGGCUCAGUUACACUGUCACAUCAUGGGCAACCCCAUGCCCAGCAUACAAUGGGAAAAAGAUGGCCAAAGGAUCCUGGGAAAUGAUGGUCGAAUCAGCUUGAUGGAAAAUGGAACUUUUCAGAUCACCAACCUCCAGGAAACGGACUCUGGGGUUUACACCUGCCUGGCUAGCAGCUCCAGCGGAGAGACGAGUUGGAGUGGAGUGCUCACAGUCAAAGAGAGUGCAGACGUGUCGGUAGCUCAGGCCACUGAGCCCUUCCAGCUACCGGGCCCGCCACAUAAGCCCAUAGUCACGGAUGUGUCCAAGAACAGUGUCUCUCUGACCUGGCAACCCAAUGCCCAUGAGGGAGGAGCUGCUGUCACCUCCUACAUCAUCGAGGCCUUCAGCCAAUCAGCAGGGAGCACAUGGCAGACUGUAGCUGACAUGGUUAAAAUGGAGACACACACCAUCACCGGCCUUCUUCCCAACACCGUCUACCUGUUCAUCGUCCGUGCUGUCAACACCUACGGCCUGAGUGACCCAAGCCCCAUCUCUGAGCCCGUCAGAACACAAGAUGUGAGCCCUACAGGUCAGGGAGUGGACCACAAGCAAGUGCAGAGGGAGCUGGGAGAGGUAGCUGUUCAGCUUCAGGACCCCGUGAUGCUAACAGCAGCUUCCAUUAGAGUAUCCUGGAACGUCGACCGUCAGUCUCAGUACGUCCAGGGCUACCGUCUGUCCUACCGGCCCAGCGGGGGAAUGUGGCUCCUCCAGGACAUCAAUUCCCCCUCGGAGCGCAGCACCGUCCUCACCGGCUUGCUCAAAGGAACCGAGUACGAAAUAAAGAUCCGUCCCUACUUUGAUGAAUUCCAGGGCAAAGAUAGCAGAACGUUGCUACUCCGGACCCCAGAAGAAGUACCCAGUGCCCCUCCCAGAGCUGUUACAGUGUCAACAGUGAAGCUCGGCAACAGCUCCAGCAUCAGUGUCUCCUGGGAGCCGCCACGCAGUGACACGCAAAAUGGCAUCAUCCAGGAGUACAGGGUUUGGUGCAUGAGCACUGGUGGUGACAACCAGACCCGAUACUACAGUAACAAGACAGUGGAUGGAAACACGUUGUCCACGUUGCUGAAGGGCCUGAUGCCCGGAGUGCUUUACCAAGUGGAGGUGGCAGCAGUGACUAGCGCUGGGAUUGGCACUCGCAGUCAGCCAGUGCCCGUCCUCAUCAAGCUGCCAGCUGAACAGCCCUCAUUAGCAGGUGGAAGCGGAGGCAGUGGUGACAAGACCAAUGGUGGUGAGGAGAGCAGCGUGAGUCUAGCUGAACAGAUUACAGAUGUGGUCAAGCAGCCGGCGUUCAUCGCAGGCAUUGGAGGAGCCUGCUGGGUCAUCCUGAUGGGUUUCAGUGUCUGGAUCUACUGCCGCCGCAAGAAGAGGAAGGAGCUGAGCCACUACACGGCCUCCUUCGCCUACACACCAGCAGUCGGUUUCCCUCAUGGAGAAGGACCGGGACUAAAUGGAAGGCAAGGAGUGCUUGGGGGCAACAUGGGCAACUACCCAUGGCUGGCAGACUCUUGGCCCACCACCAACUUGGUUCACAAUGGCAAAGAGGCCGUCAACUGCUGCCCGGCCAAUCCCGACACAGCUGAGAGAUACUACAACGAAGCUGGCAUCUCCAACUACCUGAAUCAGACUGAGAAGUACAGCAUGGGAGGCUCCACCGAAGGUCCCAUCUACAGCACGAUUGACGCCACCAGCGAGGACCUGCACAGUUUCACCUAUGCCCAGCACAACUCCACCACUCCUUACGCUUCCACCUCCAUCAUGCCUUUCACCAACCAGACACAAGUUCCACCCCACGGCGGUGAGCAGCAAGACGACGGCCACUGGAUUACCCAGCCCGGUCCAUCUGGAGCUCAGUACGCCCAGCUGGACCGCUGCAGUGGUAAGCCCAAGCAGAAGGUGAUGGGUAAGGCUGUAAAGACCCCAUCUCUGACCUGGAUGGAGUCCUUGCCCCCGCCUCCGCCCAUAGAAGAGCUGAAGCAGUGUGAGCAAGAUGACGAACUUCCAGAGAACAUGGACCUAGGAUCGGAUGAGGAAUGGUGUCCACCCCUCCCUGAGAGGACAUACCUGAUGGAAGGCUGCGAGGACAGACCUUCGCCCCCUCAGAGGAACAACGCUUCCUCUCCAGCCACCUCCUACAGUCACCAGUCAACCGCCACGCUCACUCCGUCACCGCACGAGGAGCCCCAAGCCCACCAUGACCUCCCCCGUCAGAACCAAUCAAACAGCCAGCAGUUGUCACGCAGAAGGUUACCCUGCGGUCCCAUGCCAGUUCCCCAGGCACCGAGCCCGCUGCUCACCCAGUCCAACCCCAACCUCUCCGGCCAACAGCAUCACAGCUCAUCAGAGGUUGGCAUGCUGCAGUGCCAGAGUCCUGCCCAUCGCUGCCUCCAGAGCCAGGGCCCAGCUCUGAAUGAAGACAGCAUCAGCACGACCACACCAGUGCACAGUCGCUCCUCCCCCGCUGAUACAAGUACUCCACCCAACCAAAAAUCAAGAGUGAAAAAAAAAGCGUCCAAGACUUCAGCUUACAGAAGAGACAUACAAGGAGACCUGCCCCCUCCUCCAGAACCACCCCCAGAAGAGGGCAGGUUACAGGACCCCCAAGGGUGCAUGGAGGCCAACUGUGUGACAAACGGCACCCUGUCCUCCCUGGAGAGGACUGAAUAUAGCAUUAAUAGCCAGCAGCGAAAAGGCUCAGGACAGAGACACACUGACAAUGAGGAGAUGAUCCUGUACAGCAGUAAGGCCGGUUACCUCUCCAGAGGUCAGAUGUCCAGUAACUGUUCAACUACAGGAAGUUCCUCAUCGAGAGGCUCCACAGGCUCCCGGGGGCUCAACUCAGCCAGGAAACACAAUGAGACGGCCAGUCUAGGAUGGGCGACGGAAGGGCAGCAGAUGUCUUCAAGCCUGUUAAAAAAUGCUCCGAGGCUAGGAACUAAAUAGGCCACUGUAACAGUGGCAUUAGAGAGGUGUGUAUGAACGUUUGAGACACUGAAGUUUUUUUCAUACUUUUUAUAUCUCCUUUUAAUUUCAUAGCGUGUUUUGUGAAAUCCAUCCAUCCUGACCUUUGUAUGAAGUUAAUUAGAUUUUUGUUAAGUAGCAUCACUUUUGAUUCUUUUGAAACAAUCUUUCUGGACUGAAUGCAGAAUAAUGACAAUCAAAAUGCAGUACAUGACACGAUCAUCAGAAACUGGAACAACUGGCAGUGCUUUAAUAUGUGUUUAAUAUGGGGAACCUAGUCUGCUCAAGCAUAGUUCACAUGAUUGUUUGUACAGCACUUUGGUCAAUCUGUGCUGUUUUUAAAUGUGCUUAUAAAUAAAUUGAUUGACAGUCAGUAAAAUGCACUACAUACAUAAAAGACUGCCUCAGACAAGCUGUUUUAUCUCCCUCUGCCCUUUGAGCUAAUUUUCUUCUGAUUGGCUGCCCCGCGGGCUUUUGGUUUACAUCCAUAACUGUAGCAGUAUACUGUAUAUGUGAUUAAACAAAAUAAGGAAAUGCAUUUUAGAUCCACUUGGAGAGGAAUUCCUGUUUGUAGUAGCAACUUCACUGUGAUCAGCAUGGAGCUGAAAGCUUAAUUUUUACAUUAAAAGAUGAGUAUUAAACAUUGCAUCAUAUUAUUUGCAACACUUGCAUGUGUUUUGUGUUACUGCAGAGCUUCCAGAAACAGAUUUUAGCUGGAAGCUGUUUUCAGCAUCCUCCGGUACAUCGUGGAAAUGUCAACAAGUCACUUAACUUCCUGUUAAGUGGUGCUGACUCAAAAUUUGCAAGAUAGGUGAUUACUGCAGAAAUGUGGCUCAGAUCAAGAGGAAAUUGGCUGAAGUUCUUCACCCUGACAGCUAAACAGUCUUGAUAAAAACUGAUUCAAUCUUCAUGGAUGGAUUAAAUUGGCCCUUUAUACCAAGUUACUGCUAGAAUAAUUUGUGUACUACGGUGUCCUGAUAACUCGUUCUGUGAGACUGAUUGUUUAAGCUACUGAUGUUAUAUUUCUCUCUUUCAGGAAUUAAGAUAAAGAAAUUCUAUCAGUGUACCUUUGAUCACCCUCCUGCUCCCCGCCCAUCUAACCACUGUGGAGACAAUAAGCUGAACAAGACAUGGAGCUUAGGUUUGACUCUAGGUUCCUGAAACCCUAUGUUAUUGCUGUAAACAGACUUUACAUUCUGCUUUUGGUAUUGCUCCGAAUAUUUAUGAGCCACUCAGAUCACUCCUCACCUUUGGUUUGUAAAUACCUGUGUCUGUAUUUUGUGAGCUCUGGAUACAGGGGUAAAAGAUGUAUAUUGUAUUUAUGAGGAUUAAAAAAACACAAACGUC
Pelmatolapia mariae (spotted tilapia) is the source of this 6135-nucleotide messenger RNA. It is a transcript of the gene robo3, whose product is annotated as roundabout, axon guidance receptor, homolog 3 (Drosophila). The record is from RefSeq and is a predicted model, not a curated record. Gene Ontology annotation, molecular function: protein binding. The transcript is spliced from 27 exons. Bases 376 to 4770 code for a protein of 1464 amino acids. Lineage: Eukaryota; Metazoa; Chordata; Actinopteri; Cichliformes; Cichlidae. Gene Ontology annotation, biological process: cell-cell adhesion.